Messenger RNA from Eimeria mitis, 2586 nucleotides. RefSeq names its product DNA repair protein, putative. Lineage: Eukaryota; Apicomplexa; Conoidasida; Eucoccidiorida; Eimeriidae. The transcript has 4 exons. The record is from RefSeq and is a predicted model, not a curated record. Bases 1 to 2586 code for a protein of 861 amino acids.
AUGUUUGAGGUUUACGGUGAUAGCGCGUGCGUGUCUCCCCCGCCUCGCUGCCUGGCCCGUCUCUUUGAAGCAGCGGGGCUGCCUGUUCCCCCUUUUGCUGUUGCUUCAGGGGCAGCAGCAGCAGCAGCAGGAUCAGCAGCAACAGCAGCAGCAGCAGCAGCAGCAGGAGAUAGACAGGUUAAAGAGACAGCUGCAAGGAAGCGGCAGAAAACUGCUGCAGCAGAAUCACGACGAGAGCUGCUGCUGCGUGCCUGUCCCUACGACUGUCUCUUUUCUUUCAAGAGACCUGCAGCAGCAGCAGCAGCAGCAGCAGCAGCAGCAGGAGCAGCAGCAAGAACAACAGCAGCAGCAGCAACAGCACCCACACUUGUCACAGCUACAGGCCGCAUGCGCGUUCUCCCCACCAGGUUGCUGCCUCACAGGCGGCAGGUGGAGGGAUCAGCAGCAGCAGCAGCAGCAGGAGCAGCAGCAGCAGCAGGAGCAGCAGCAGCAGCAGGAGGAUGCCAGGGUCUGCUGCCCCCUCUAACACGACAGGAGCAGCUGCAGCUGCUGCAGCUGCAGCAGCCGCUGCUGAUGUGGGCGGAGUUCUUCUCCCCUGACGAGCAGCGCUGGGUCUCCUGUAUAUUUAGGGGGCCGCAGCACUCUAUAUAUGAUGCAGCAGAUGUAUUAGCAGGACGGAGACACCCCAUGCCUGCUGCUGCUGCUGCUGCUGCUGCAGUUGGCGGUGGGGGAGGAACAGCAGCAGCAGCACGGGGAGAUAGCAGCAACGUGCAUGCAGCAGAAGCAGCAGCACAAGAGGCGCUGCAGCAGCUUUUCCUGCGGCGCUGCUGCGCGUUGCAGCAGCAGCAAAUAGACAAACUAAAGAAGCAGGAAGAAGACAAGAAGCAGCAGCUGCUGCUGCUGCUGCAGCAGCAGAAGAUAGCUGCUGCAGCACAACAAAGUGCUCGCUCCCUCACCAGCGGGCUCCUGCUUACUGCGAGGCCCCAUCGCCGUGCUGCUUCAGCACGCAGCAGCAGCAGCAGCAGCAGCAGCAGCAGCAGUGAAUCUGACAGCGACACAGGUGCUACACCAGGCAGCUCCCAGGCCUCUAGCAGCGCAGACACAACACGUGGAGACGUUCCCCACAGCACAGCGUCUGCAGCAAACCCAGCAGCAGCAGCAGCAGCAGCAGGAGCAGCAGCAGCAACAGCAGCAGCAAGGCGUCCUGCUGCUGUCUUGGGUUUAAGAUGGCCCCUGUACUGGGAGGCCGGCAGGUGGGGCAUUCUCUUCUUGCGGCCCGACCACCUCACCCUCAUUGUCUCUCCACAGCAGCAGCAGCAGCAAGAGCUGCAGCAGCAGCAGCAGCAGCUGCUGCUGCUGCGAUCACCUCUGCUGCGGACGCUGCUGUGGCGCCUACAAGCCAAAAUAUCGCAGCCCCCGCUGCAGUUGCAGCAGCUGCUGCUGGAAGUAACAGAGGCUGAGGAGGCUGCGCAUGAUGCAGACAGCAGCAGCAGCAGCAGCAUCAGAAGCAGCAGCAGCAGCUGCAGCAGCAACAGCAGCAGAAGCGGCAGCAGCAGUAGCAUCAGGCGGGACAUCACCGCAGCGCCGCACGAAAUGGCGGAGGAGGCAGCGCUUAUAGCCGACGAGUUUGCUGCUGCUUGGAAGCAAAGCAGCAGCAGCAGCAGCAGCAGCAGCAGGAAGCGUGGCCUAACCCAGUCUGUAGGGCGUCCUGGCAGUGCAGCUCCGACCAGCAGCAGCAGCAGCAGCAGCAGCAGCAGCAGCAGCAAGCGGAGGGUUGCAGGGCCGACUGGCGGUGGUGAGUUGCUGGGCUUGGACUUCCUUCGAGCCCGCAGACAGGGGAGGGGAGGCCUGCAGCAGCGGCAACGGCCUCUGGUGAAGCAGCAGCAGCAGCAGCAGCAGCAGCAGCAGCAACCCCUGCAGCAGCAGCAGCAACAACCCCUGCAGCAGCAGCAAGAGCAGCAGCAACAGAAAGACGAAGAGACAGUUGUAGCCUCAUCUAUGGUGUGUAAGCAGGACCCUCUGGCGGGGUCUGCGUCUGGCUUUUCGGUUCUCUUACAGCCUCAGCAGCAGCAGCAGCAGCAGCAGCAGCAGCAGCAGCAGCAGCUUGUGUGUGCGUUGGAGCAGCAAGGGCGCGGAGCAGUUCGUUUUAUAUUGGCUGUUGACGGGUCGGGGGAGCUGCGGGAUGUCACCCACAGAUAUGUAAAGAGCUGGCAGCAGGUGCUGCAGCAGCGAGGCGCCCGCCUGCACCAGUGGUGGGAGAGCGAAGGAGUGCGGAAGGCGCUGCGGCGUGGGGGCCCUGCAGCAGCAGCAGCAGCAGCAGGUGCAGCAGGAGCUGCUGCAGCAGCAAGUGGAGAUGCAGCAGCUGGAGAGUCUCCUUGCGGCGAGGGCUUAAAGGAGAAAGAGGAGACAGAAGAAAGGAGACAGAAGGAGCAGCAGAGACAGCAGCAGAUAGAAGCAGCAGAAGAGAUAGAGAGACAGCGCCUCAUCGCUAGCGAGCCCCUACCCACGUCCCGCCGUGGUUUUAUUGACAGCCCCAAAUUCGUCCUCAGGAGUCUGUUGCCUCUACGUGCACACAGCGUGCAAUAA